Messenger RNA from Tuber melanosporum (Perigord truffle), 1900 nucleotides. RefSeq lists its product as uncharacterized. The coding region runs from base 332 to 1264 and encodes 310 amino acids. Lineage: Eukaryota; Fungi; Ascomycota; Pezizomycetes; Pezizales; Tuberaceae. The record is from RefSeq and is a predicted model, not a curated record. The transcript is spliced from 2 exons.
AUCCUCCUCCUCCGGCAACAUCGAGUAUCUCAAGCAAGCGAGCCUUCCAUAGCCACUUCUUGAUUACUCCUCUUCUUUCAUCAUCCUCUCUUCAUUCCUAAUUUUCAUUCACACCGCUUUCCGACUUUGACAGUCAGGAUCAUCGAUUUACGCUUUUCAACCCUUUGACCGAAAGCUACCAAUUUUUUACGCAUUUUUUUUUUACAGCAGCCUUUGAUAGCCUGCCGAUAAUUCGCUACCGCUACCACUUUGAUCAUUUUCUUCCACUUUGUCACCCGCACAAGCUUAAUCACUACACUUAAUUGUUUCGACCGACAAACACUUUACAAUAAUGUCUCAAUCACCAUCUGGAACCACCUUCAAGCUCCGAACUCCCCCUCACAUCAAGUCAUGCCACCUUGUCGGCUCUUGGGAUAGCUAUGGGAAGCGAUACAAUAUGGCCGCCGAUACCGCAGCAGGCGCAGGAUGGUGGAAGUUGGCCCUCAAGUUCUCCACUUCAGGGAUGACAAGAUUUUGGUACUACUAUGUCCUCGACGGAUACUUUGAGUCCCACGAUCCCAACAAGCCAACUUGCAAGGAACCCACUCGCGGAAUCACCCUCAAUAUCCUUGAUUGCGGCGCAGCUUCCUCCCCCACUCCUUCAAGUGCCGGCUCCUGGUCCUCGUCUAGUUCCCAUAGCUCUCGCUUCCCAUCUCCCUCCUCGUCUGUCUCACCCGUCUCUUCAUCUUCGGGCAAGAGCCAUCGUUCUCGACCAAGAAUCUCGGACCCUGUCCUCCAAGGCUCCACCGCACUUCCUCCCAACUCGCACUCACACCGCCGCCGCAAUUCCCCUCCUCCGGCACGCCCGGCUUCUCACAUCGUCCAACCAAUCCCUCGCAAUCCUCUCACCCAGCACAAGUUGACCCUUGACACUUCAUGCCGACCAAUCUCGAUGAUCACUACUGCAGCCACAACUGCCGGUGACUCUCCCAUUUCGGCAUCUUCAUCCCGCUCUGCAUCAUCCCUCGGAUCGUUCUGUUCUUCGUGCUCAUCUGGCUCCACAGUUUUCUCCGAGGACUCACCAACCACACCUAUUUGCCACUGCGGUGGAUUCGAGUCCGGAUGCGAGAGCGAGGGCGAGAGCUGCUGUUCUGAGGAAAGCUACGAGGACGAACGCGUGGAGUACCAACGCGUCAGAGUUUCGAGGAGAGCCAGCUACCACCCGACCAAGGCCGGCCAUGGCGGGCAAUUGGCUUAUGAGCUCGAGCGCAGACUCAGAAUGUAAAGGGCGUCCCAUUCAGCAACGAUUUCCUGCCUUAUCUUUCUUUCUUUUAUCUUUUUUGGGGUCUUUUCUUUAUAAAAGUCGUUUCACUGGAGUUUGGGGGCGGUUGGGGAAAAAAUGGCUAAAGGCGUUUUUGCUUUGGGGAGUUUAUCAUACACUACUUUUUACCCAUACACUUUAAUCUUCUGCCCUGGCAGGCAGGAAGAGGCGAUAGAAUCAGCCGAGAGAAGUUCAAGGGAAUAGUUCAGACCUUCGCGACCAGGACCAAAGAGGAGGGGUUUCUUUUUUUUUCAUUGGAGCUGGAAACUAAUAUCUACUAAUAUCUUGACGAUAUUGAGAGAGAGAAACGGCCAUCUUUUUGGGGAAUAUUCCUUUAAUCUUUGUUUGAGGCAGGAUUUUACGCUCCUACCACGUUUGUUUUAAACCGGUUCCACCUGUGUUUUCUGUCUGCCGCGGGUACUCUGUCUUUUUGUUUUGUCAAUAGUUUCGCUUUACAUCUUGUUUUGGGCAGGAGUUGGGGGCUCUUUUCUUUGAUUCGUUCGAUACAUUAGUCUCAUUAAUUUUAUGUCUAUAGAUGAAGAGGAAUGAGAUGACGAGAGGAAGAAGGAAUGAAUAAGAAUAAACAAAAAACUACCUGUU